Chenopodium quinoa (quinoa) is the source of this 1379-nucleotide messenger RNA. RefSeq names its product protein LURP-one-related 12-like. The record is from RefSeq and is a predicted model, not a curated record. Bases 188 to 820 code for a protein of 210 amino acids. Lineage: Eukaryota; Viridiplantae; Streptophyta; Magnoliopsida; Caryophyllales; Amaranthaceae. The transcript is spliced from 2 exons.
UUUGCACUUGUACAUUUCUCAUCACACAUUCUCAUUUACUAACGUAUCAACCUUUGGCCCCCCUCAGAUAUUACACCAUUCAUCAUCCCGCGUCCUUGGUGUAGACUUUAAUAUCCCGUAUUUUCAUUCUCGAGUUUAUUAUUUCAAAACGGAGUUUAUUCGACGAAGAAAUUUCAAAACAACAACAAUGAAGGUGGGAGAAAGUGGUUUUAUUUCUAAGGAAGAAACACAUUUCACUGUUUGUAAAACAUCUCUAUUCUUUACGGGUGAUGGUUUUACGGUCUAUGAUAACCACGGUGAUCUCGUCUUUCGAGUCGACUCGUAUGGUCCCGAUUGGCGUGAUCAAGAUGAAAUCGUUCUUAUGGAUGCCUCCGGUCAUUGCCUUCUCACCGUUCGUCGUAAGAGACCAAGCUUGCACAAUAGAUGGGAAGGUUACACCGGAGAAAGAACCGAAGGAUCAAAGCCAAUAUUUAGUGUGAAAAGAUCAUCGAUAAUCGGACGGUCAGGAGUGACCGUAGAAGGGUACCAAAAUCCAGGGGAAGAGUAUUUAAUAGACGGUUCAUUUAUACAAAGAAGUUGUACCAUAUAUGAUGCUACAACUAGGGAAGUUAUGGCCGAAAUACGAAGAAAAGUGGACACUUCAUCUAACGUGGUGUUGGGUAAAGACGUCUUUUCGUUACUUGUAAAGCCCGGUUUUGAUGCCGCCUUUGCUAUGGGCCUUGUGUUGGUGUUGGACCAGAUUAAUUCCGAAGGGCUAGUCGAUGCCAUUUCUAGUUCCGAAUCGGAUGGUUCCAAUGGUAGCGGUAAUGACUCCGUGUAAUAAUAUGUCUCUAGUUAUUGGAUCGUCUAGUUUGUUUAAAAUGUGAGAAACGGACAUUUAAUCGUAAAUCUCCGGUUACUAGACCAUCUAAUAACGUGAGAAGCUCAUUUGUCAUCGACUCUGGCCCGAACGGGCCCAUGUUUUUUUUUUUUCAAUUUCUUCUUCUCUUUUAGUUUUUUUUUUUUUUUUUUUUUUUUCAAAUUUUGGGCUAUGGUAGUUUUUUUUUUCCUUAAUGUGGGCCUUAUGACAACGUGUAAUCUGGUUAUCGAUUAGGUGGUCCAUUUGUUGCUGUCUUUGUGUUUGAGAUAUUUUUGAUGUAAAUUAUAAAUUCGCAAAUUACUCAAAAAAAAAAAAAAAAAAAAAAAAAAAGAAAGAAAGAAAAAUAAUGCUAAACUACCUUUUUAAAGAUUUAUCCCUCCAAAAAAAAAAAAAAAAAAAGUUGAUCUGUCUAUUUCAAGGUUGGUUGGAUUUUUGUUGAUCUUUCCUGUUUUUGAUUUGAUGAUUUUGAUCAUCGUCGGUAUUGUUGAUGUAAUCUCAAGCGGUUUAAGAAUGUUCACAA